Nakaseomyces glabratus is the source of this 1656-nucleotide messenger RNA. It is a transcript of the gene NSI1, whose product is annotated as Nsi1p. Gene Ontology annotation, cellular component: nucleus. Lineage: Eukaryota; Fungi; Ascomycota; Saccharomycetes; Saccharomycetales; Saccharomycetaceae. Gene Ontology annotation, biological process: regulation of DNA-templated transcription. Gene Ontology annotation, molecular function: DNA-binding transcription factor activity; transcription cis-regulatory region binding. The record is from RefSeq and is a predicted model, not a curated record.
AUGGAUGCUCCCGGUGAGGACAGGAACAGUAUGAAAACAGCAGAGAGCAAUCCUGAAAAGGAGGCGAUUAGCUGGCUAUACCUGAAGAAUGUUGAAGAAGGCAAUCAGGAAGGUAAUGAGGACAAAGGUGAGGAUGAAAUCGGCAGUCAGAUUGCUGACGAUGACACAGAGGUUAGUAUUGCUGCUUUGAAAGCUGUUGGCAUCAUAGAUAAGAAAAGAAAAAGGGAAGAGCGUGAAAAGAAGAAGAGUAAGAAGAGCAACAAGAAAAAACGCCAUUCAAAGAAGGCUGAUGACCAAGACGCGCAUAGCAAUGUUGAUCCAGCAUUAUCCGGGCUAGAGAUGGCCUUGGAUGUCACUGAUAAUGUUACCAAAAACUAUAACACAUUCAGUGGUAAUGAGAUCAGUGAUGAGAUCAGUCACCAAUUCUCCAAGAGCAAUGGCAAAGUCGGUAUAUCACUUUCAGAAAAUGGUACUAAUACAUUUUCCUAUGCAGAUGGAAUUAAUACGACAAAUAAUGAUCAAUCAAUUAAGGAUACAGAAAAAAACUAUAAUGACAUCAGUAAUAAAAAUAAAGAAAAGAUUGCGAAUAGAAGUGUACCCUCUACCAUAAAAGGUGCAGGCGAACUGGAUGAUGCAUUUUUGGAAAAGGGAAUCAUUGACAGCAAAGUUCUAAAGCCAUUGACAGAUAAAUUGGAUUCAUCAGAUGGUAUUCUGAGUUCAUCACUACAAUCCGCUGGCAGAGGUUUUGAUGCAGAAGAAGACGCUAAACUUGACGCUUAUAUCAAUGAAUAUCAGAAAAUGAAUUCCUUCACACGCGAACAGCUCUGUGACAGAAUAUGGAAUAAUAAUGGUCAAAGGGAUGACUUUUGGAAAACCAUUUGUAAAAUUUUGCCAUACAGAACCAGAUCAUCUUUGUACAAACACGUUAGAAGAAGAUAUCAUAUUUUUGAACAAAGAGGUAAGUGGACAAGAGAAGAAGAUGAGAUUUUGGCGAAAUUGUGUCUUGAAAAGGAGGGACAAUGGUCAGUUAUUGGUAAAGAAAUGGGAAGAAUGCCUGAGGAUGUCAGAGAUAGGUGGAGAAAUUACAUCAAGUGUGGAGAGAAAAGGGCAUCACAAAAAUGGACCGCUGAGGAAGAAACUAAACUGAAAGAGGUAAUUGGAACCAUGUUCAAAGAGGCUGCCGAAUAUCAUCAGAAGCGUGAGACCGAGAUGGAUGGUAUUCAUGAUGGAAUCAUUGAUGCUGAAGACAAAAAUAAUCAUCUACUAACCAGAGGGCCAAAAGGUAGGGUUCUUAAUGACAAACCUGGCUUUAAUGAAGUGAUAAACUGGACUGUUGUUAGUGAAAGAAUGGGAGGAACUCGUUCACGUAUUCAAUGCAGAUACAAAUGGAAUAAAAUGAUCAAAGAUGAAGCGCUAAGUAAAGUCAAAAAUGUUACUGAUGAGGAAGGCCGCUGGCUGUUAAAGACUCUUCAAAAUCAUAACUACACUCACCAAUCACAUAUUGACUGGAAUUCGAUUGCUACCGAACAGCCUGAAUCUAAUAAAUGGUCACCAUUAGAACUGCGACUGUGUUACGAAAAGCUUCGUGAGCCAAUUGAUAAUAUAAAAAAUAAAACUGUUACCGCAAUUUGUACGGAGCUGCUUUCCAAGGAGUGA